AUGCCUCGCGAAAUCUCCGACAUCAAGACCUUCAUCGAGAUUUGCCGACGAAAGGAUGCCUCAUCCGCCCGGAUAAAGAAGAACAAGGUCACCAACCAGACCAAGUUCAAGGUCCGAUGCCAGCGAUACCUCUACACCUUGGUCCUCAAGGACUCCGACAAGGCUGAGAAGCUAAAGCAGAGCCUGCCUCCAGGACUCAGCAUCACCGACACCCCCAAGAAGAACGCCAAGGGCAAGCACGUUGCUAAGUCGUCAUAA
This is a messenger RNA of Dissoconium aciculare CBS 342.82, 258 nucleotides long. RefSeq names its product ribosomal protein L38e. The transcript is spliced from 3 exons. Gene Ontology annotation, biological process: protein-RNA complex assembly; translation. Gene Ontology annotation, molecular function: structural constituent of ribosome. The record is from RefSeq and is a predicted model, not a curated record. NCBI's taxonomy places the organism in Eukaryota, Fungi, Ascomycota, Dothideomycetes, Mycosphaerellales, Dissoconiaceae. Bases 1 to 258 code for a protein of 85 amino acids. Gene Ontology annotation, cellular component: ribosome; cytosolic large ribosomal subunit.